AUUGUGCUAAAUCAUAUAGUACAAUUUAUUGAUUUUCGAUUAUAUUGUAACUUUUUUUUAAAUAUAUAUAUAUUUUUUUCUUUUGUGUAUAAUUGCAAAAGUUUCCAUUUUCUCCCAGAUUGCGAUCAUCAAUUUUCAUCAUUUGCCCAAAUUUCCAAUUGCAGUUUAAAACCCUUUACUUCAAUUUUGCAGAUAAAAAAACCCCAGAAAUUCGCAACGUUAAUCUCUCUCUUUCUAUAUAUCCGAUUUUACCAACACACAGAAAACCCUCAAAAUUGGCGCUCUCACCAAACACACACACUCUAUCUAUUUCUUCGAUUAAUGAUUCUUACUGAUAAUUCCAAGCGACAUCGUAAAUUUUAUCCUAUAUGUUUGUUUGAAAUUUCUCGUUGAUUUCCAGAUUGAUUGUCAUCGAAUAUAACCCUUUUUUCGUGUUAGGGUUUUGUUGACAAUCCUCUUACCGAUCUUUAUGAUCGGAUUUUCUACGAAUUAUUUGAGCUUCCCGAGUAGUUUCUCUUCGUAGGGGGUCCCUUUUUAGGGUUUGUGGUGGAGAAAGAAAUCCUUGUUACUUUUGACAAAUUUUUCUGCCAUUCAUUUCAAAUCAAAGUUCCCACCUUCAGUGUAUCAUCUCUUUAGGGUUGUUCAUACACUUUUAGUGCUUAUAUGUUCAUAUGCAAUUACAUGUUUUUGUGAUUUGAAAACUACGUUACGUUUUGCAAUCAAACCUUUUGAAAAUUUGGGGGACAUCAACAAGUUUUGAACUUCGACUUGGGGGAUUGAAUCGCCUGGAAUUUUGGGUAGCAUAGAGUUAUCUUGCAUGGGCGACCAUGAGGAAUGGUCACAGCCCCGAGGCGGCCUAUCGCCAAAUGGGCUAUUGCCCAAUGCAGGUCCGUUGCUAGAGAGUUUAGAUUCAGUUCGAUGGUUGAAAGCUGAGGAAAGAACUGCAGAGCUUAUUUCCCGCAUUCAACCCAAUCAGCCAUCUGAAGAACGAAGGAAUGCUGUCGCUGAUUAUGUACAAAGACUUAUUAUGAAGUGCUUCCCCUGCCAGGUUUUUACUUUUGGGUCUGUACCCCUUAAAACGUAUCUACCUGAUGGAGAUAUUGACUUAACAGCCUUCAGUAACAGUGCAAACUUGAAGGACUCAUGGGCGAGUGAAGUUCGUGAUAUGUUGGAGAUCGAGGAGAAAAAUGAGAAUGCAGAAUUUCAUGUGAAGGAGGUUCAAUACAUUCAAGCAGAAGUGAAGAUUAUAAAGUGCCUUGUUGAAAACAUUGUGGUAGAUAUAUCUUUUAAUCAGCUUGGAGGAUUGUGUACCCUUUGCUUUCUUGAGGAGGUUGAUAAUCUGAUAAAUCAGAACCAUUUGUUUAAGAGGAGCAUUAUACUGAUCAAAGCCUGGUGUUAUUAUGAGAGCCGCAUACUUGGUGCUCACCAUGGGCUCAUAUCAACUUAUGCCCUUGAGACUUUGGUUCUUUACAUAUUCCAUGUUUUCAACAAUUCUUUUGCUGGACCUCUUGAGGUACUUUACCGUUUUCUGGAGUUCUUUAGUAAUUUCGACUGGGAAAACUUCUGUGUUAGCUUGUGGGGUCCUGUGCCAAUAAGCUCACUUCCAGAUGUGACUGCUGAGCCACCUCGUAAGGACAGUGGAGAAUUGCUGUUGAACAAAGUAUUUCUUGAUGCUUGUAGCUCUGUGUAUGCUGUUUUUCCUGGUGGUCAGGACAACCAAGGCCAAACUUUUGUUUCCAAACAUUUUAAUGUUAUUGAUCCGUUGCGUGUUAGUAAUAAUCUUGGACGCAGUGUCAGUAAAGGUAAUUUCUUCAGAAUACGCAGUGCAUUUGCUUUUGGGGCUAAAAGGCUAGCAAGAUUACUAGAUUGCCCUCAGGAAAAUCUAGUUGCUGAGGUCAAUCAGUUUUUUACCAAUACAUGGGAACGACAUGGCAGUGGCAUUCGCCCUGAUGCACCUGGUUGUUUGACUUCAGUAUCUGAAAGUCAACCUCUCACUGAUAUUUCAAAGAUCAAUUCAACUGGAAAAAAAUUCAGAAACUCUGUUGGGCGUGAGAGUGAGGUAGAAGACACCCGUUCCCGCAAUUCAUCUCGUCAGUCGGAAAGUGGAAAACCCCAAACUACCCCUGAUGUUACUGCAGCUCCUCGUGCCCAGAAGGGUCAUGGAAACUUAAACAGAGGACAGAAGAAUUUGAUAUCUGGUCAAUUGGUCAAUGACAUUCAAAGGGUUAACAGAGCACCUGAAAUUGCAAAUCCCCAAACUGCCCCCGACACACAGGGGGUAUCAAUUUCAAAUAGCAGCUAUCGUAACAGGAGGAAGAACAUUGAUGCUUCUGUUGAUUCGAAUAAUGGUUCAAGUUUGUAUCAACAUGAUUCAGGCUUGGGAUUACCUUCCAUGAGUGAACAAAUGCAUCAGGAAGAACAAGAUCUUGUGAACAUGAUGGCAUCUUCUGGACUUCAUGGAUUCAAUGGUCAAGUUCAUAUGCCAAUGAGUCAAUUACCAUUUCCAUUCUCCCCAUCUUUUCUAGCAGGAAUGGGAUACGCACAAAGGAAUUUCACAAACUUUCCCAUGAUUGAUCCUGCAUAUGCCGGAAUGCAGUUUCCCCAUGGCCUCGUCUCACCUCAACUAAACCAUUUCUUUUCCGGAAUCGGAAUGACAAAUUCCGAAGAUCCAAUGGAACCUGUGAAUGAUAAUUUUAACUCUCUGGAAAUCAACUCUAUUGAUCAUGAACAUGAUUCCUGGUCGCAGGGACAAGAUGGGAAUUCUGAAAUUGUUCCAUUAGAUGUUAAGCGUCAGUCAACCUCAUCAGGAUUAAGUUAUGUUCCUCCGCCUCUGCGUGUAGGUGGAUCUGGUGGGGUAGCAAGAAGUCAACAAAAGUAUAACAAAGAAAAGCGUGGGCCCAUGAGGAACAACAAUGAUCAUUCACAUUCACAUUCGGAUCAUUUAGAGAAUAGAGUAGUAAAUGAUGAUGAAAGAACUGCAAGUUCAAGAUUCUCAUCUGCUGCUCACAGUAACUCAUUAAAAAGUAAAACUUCAUCAGAAAGUUCAUGGGACGAGAGUUCAACAGUCUCCAAAAAGGAAAAACGUGGGAAAAAGGUAAUUGUCUCUGCUGAGUCAUCAAGUGGAUAUGUAAAAGGGAAGACCAUGUUUGAGUCCACGUCAGCAUCAGCACACCAGUCCGAGGACGAUGACAUGGACUCUGAGGCGACAGAUAGACCUCAGUCUGUGUCUUCUUCUAUGCAUGCUCCAAGAUAUGAAUUGGCUCAAACAAGUGGAAAUGACUCAAUCGUCCCUAUAGCUCCAAUGAUUCUAGGCCAUAACAGACAAAGAAUGAUGGAUAAUUCCGGAGCGAUGCCCUUGACAUUUUACCCCACGGGCCCACCCGUUCCCUUCCUGACAAUGCUUCCAUUCUACAAUGUCCCAUCACAACCCAGCCCAUCUGAUCCAUCAACCAGUCAUUUCAGUGAUGAUGUCAGCAUUGAGAAUGGUGACAUCAUCAACAACCAAUCAGAGGAAUUCAAUCCGGAUGGUUUGAGAGGAGCAGCUCCUGGUGAAACACCAUCUGAUAUCCUCAACAGUGACUUUGCCAGCCAUUGGCAGAAUCUACAAUUCGGUAGGUAUUGUCAAAGUCCACGUCAGCAUGGGCCCACAGUAUACCCUUCACCUGUCAUGGUCCCACCGGUCUACUUACAGGGGCGGGUCCCAUGGGACGGCCCGGGAAGACCGUUACCAAAUAUGAAUAUAGUGACUCAGCUGAUGAACUACGGGCCCCGCCUUGUCCCGGUUGCAGCACCACCACCGGUUCAAUCCGUUUCCAGACCGCCAAAUGUUUACCAACAACGUGAAGAUCUUCCAAGAUACCGCAGCGGGACCGGGACUUAUCUUCCAAAUCCCAAGGUGUCUGUAAGGGAGAGACAUAGUUCAGGGUCAAGAAGGGGGAACUACAACCAUGAUAGAAGUGAGAAUCACAAUGAAGGUAACUGGAAUGGGAAUUCAAAAUCACGAGGCUCAAACCGGAAUCAUAAUCGUAACCAAAUGGAUAAAUCAAACUCGUUUAGGGCAGAAAGAUCAGUGAAUUCAUCAUAUAGACAUGAUACAUUUGCUACAUAUCAGACCCAGAAUGGUCCUUUACAUGGGAGUUCAAGUCAUGGGGUUGGGAUGUAUCAAAACCCAUCAUCUGCCAAUGGGUCAAGUGUUCCUUCAAUGGUGAUGGUGUAUUCCAAUCACAGCCACAGACAAAUGAGGGAGGUCGAGAAAGAAGAGGGGCAUUUGAGGAAAAUCGGUUAUAUGGGGCUUCUCUACAACAACGGCCUUCACCAGAUCGGCCUUCAUCGCCACAUCAUCAAAGGAGGAUUUGAUUCUGUUCAUCUGCCACAUCACUUGCCAUUUGCCAAAGGCGAUCAUCAAGAUUCCAUUUUGGGGCCUUACAAAAACAAAAUACACACAGAAAGUCUUCAUGGUCAAAGGCUUAUCCAUGACCCUGGUAUACGUUGUGUUGCUGGGGUUUUGACUGAUGAUGAUGAUGAUAUUGGUUAG
Lactuca saligna is the source of this 4534-nucleotide messenger RNA. NCBI's taxonomy places the organism in Eukaryota, Viridiplantae, Streptophyta, Magnoliopsida, Asterales, Asteraceae. The record is from the annotation of a GenBank genome assembly.